UAUUUUCACGCUAUAUGUGCUGUCCUACUUUUGGUUUAACAAAAAUAUUUGAUAGUGUAUGACAGUGUGACUUUACGGUUCAAGUGAAGAAGGUUGUAUUGUACUAUACAUUGUUUUCAAUUAGAAAAGUGAUAUGGAAGUAAACUCUUUAAUGGUGUAUGCCUGUUCGUGAAUGAAUGUACGUUAUUAAUACAACUUUAUCAUAUUUGAUGACUUGGAGGAAGUAGUUACGCGCCUUUUUUAACUGACAGUGGCCUUGAUAAAAGUGUUAGUUCUGCAGAUAUAUAAUUUUUAAAUGCGUUUACUUUCGGUGUUGUUACUGUGAUAUUUGACUGACACAGAAGGAAUAAGGUACGCGCGUUUUCUAACUUAAAGUGUUCCUGGUGAGUCUAUGAGAAUGUCGCGCGGGAGACGGGGGCGGAGCGGACGCCCAAGGAGUGCACGUGACAUCGAAAUGAGAACGAUCGAGGAGGAGGAGAGCUUCAGACAGGAUCUUGAAACGACAUUCCGACCAGUGUUCGAAAAGCACGGGAACCAGGGCGUGCUGGUGACGGAACUUCAAGAUGAGCUCGACGAGACGGGAAUUAUCAACCACAUCCCGGAAGAGAGACUGGACAUGCUCCUUGAGAAAGCUGACAGGGACGGGGACUCCUACAUCACGUAUAAUGAGUUCAUGAAUAUGAUGACGCGGCCGGGCGUUCUGACGGAGAAAGAGAGGAGGGCGAUGGGGGGCUUCAUGGCGAACGUCAUCUCCAACAUCGUGCCCGAGUCCAUGAAACAGGACUUCCUGGAACAUUACACGUGCUGUCCCCCGCCGCUGUUCAUGCCAAUCAUCAGUAUAGUGGAGAUUGUGGUGUUUAUUAUCUACGCGAUGGAGUUGAAGGACACGAAAGACCCUGUUACCGCCACUUCCGGUGUCCCCUUGUACAGCCCGUUCAUAUACAAGCCCUCAAGGAGAUACGAGGCCUGGCGAUAUCUCACUUACCUUCUCAUACACCAGGGGUACAUGCACCUUGUAGGGAACCUGAUAUUUCAGCUGUUGCUAGGGUUACCGCUCGAGUUCGUGCAUAAGUUCUGGCGUGUGGCUGUCGUCUACUUCUGCGGCGUUAUAGCAGGCUCGCUUGCUCAUUCGCUCACGGACCACAGUAUCGCUCUGGCCGGGGCUAGCGGGGGAUGCUACGCCCUCAUUGGCGCCCACCUUGCUUCCGUCGUGGUUAACUGGUCAGAGAUGAAUCACGAGUGUUGUGAUGGAAACCCCAUCCGGCUCCUGCUCAGCGCCCCCGUGCGGCUUACACUGCUGCUGCUUCUGGCGGGCUUGGAUACCGCGAACGCUGUGUACCGUCGAUUCUUUGACCCCGCCGGUGGUAAAAUCGGGAUCACCGCGCAUAUGGGAGGACUAGUUGCAGGCCUGUUCCUGGGUAUAGCUGUUAUGAAGAAUAUCAACGAGAAGCCGUGGGAGAAGAAAGUUGGCUGGGUAACCCUGGCCGCCUUCCUGAUAUUUGUGUCCCUCGCCAUCUUCUUUAACGGCCUGUACAACGGCUACCCGGAGACCGACUGGACCCCAUGUUGUCCUUGAUUGUCAUUGCACUGCGUGCUAACAAGGUUGUCGACCCAUAAAGACGCUUUAUACAUAUACAUAUUGUUAAUGAAAAUGCGCUUUAUAAUAUUUAGAAUGUUUAUGCCUGAUAAGUCAAAGUGUCGUUAUGGUUAAUGAAUUUAAAUGAACAUUUUUGGCCAAAGCAUUGGAGCGUAGUAAUACAGCAUCAAUUACUAACGUCUAGUUUUGUAUGACCGUUCGGUUAUUUUGAUCUUACACACACAAAAAACAACAAAUUGUCCGUUUAUAUUAUGAUAAAAUUUAAGACAAAUGUCGAUAUAAUUCGUAUUAAUUGUAACAAUUGGCGUGAAGAACUUUAUGUCGUGGCGUCAUUUUCGUGACAUUUCAUUUUAACCCGGCAAGGAAAACGUUAUGUUACGUUUAGUAACCAAUCCGGGAACCUAAAGUUAAAAGAAUAAUAAAAACAAAGUUUAUAAAAAGUGUGAAAAUAAGUUAUUUCAUUAAAACAUUAAAAUAUCAUCAAAGUCCAUGCUUUUUUCUGACGUUUAUUAUAACUUAAGUUUACAUAAUCUGUAGUUUAAAGUAUAACUAUUUGCAAUUUAAAGUAUAUGCAAAAUGCAUUAUUAUUCUUCCUGUGUCACUUUAUUUAUGUGAACAGGCAUCAAGUUUUCGUGGGUCGCUAACUGUUUCAUAUUCAGAACUUUCCUAUUUUUCCUGGUCAUCGAUAGUGCCUUUGUUAUUCUAUGUUACGCUCAAGCACCACAUACAGUCUUCCGUACAUUUUCUUACAAGUGAGAUUGUCAUUUGUGUUAACCAUCCGUCCUCCCAAGAUACAAGAUGAUUUUGUAGCGAUAUUGUGACAAAUUAUCGUGAAUUUUAUUUAUACGAUUUUAAAGAAAGAAAUACUUACCUUAAAAUGUGCGUAUGUAUUUUCAAUGAAUGUUUUAUCCAUAGCUAUAUUAAUCAUGAUUUGAUCUAACGAUAAUUUGUCAUACGAUUGCGGAUCAGACGGGUCAAAUAUAUCUAAAAACUAUUUAUAGCGAGUUCCAUUUUUUGGAAUCAUGACACCGGGUAGUGUUAUUGCUAAAAUGGAUUUGUAAAGGCUAAAGGUUGUCGUUUGUAUUUUAAAAUAGUCACACAAUCUAAACAUAUUAUCAUAUCUCAUUUUUAGCUCGAGUUAUUACUUUUAAUCACGAGGGAUGUAGGUGACGUUUCUGUUCUGCACAAAGUUGUCAAGGACAGCGUUCUAUAAAUUGCGUGCGGUAUAAGUGAAUAACCUUGUAAAUUAUCCGCACGGUAGUUAUAGAACGGUUACGCCUAUUUUAUUUGUUACUUUUCCGAUAUCGCAGUUAUUGAGUAGACGAAAACAAAGACAAUACUUCUAUAACUGCACUCAUAUUUAAAACAUGUUAUGUAAGAUAUUAUUUAUCAUAUUCAUAUAGCUAGCGUUUUAGACUUAUUGCAAUGAUUAUUUUCGUUACUUCUGGUGCAGUAUUCAUUAAGCUUGUUAGUGUUUUAUUUUUUCAACAAACAGAUCCUUUUUCGUAUUGCUGCCUAUGAAUACUUUAAUUCCCUCUGUUUGUUUCAUCAAAUUUAUUCUGAUGUUUUUAUCAUUUUUACAUACUUUCGGUGUAAAAGACAUUAUUCAUUUUCUUUAAAUUUGAUUUAGAAAAAAACAACAGGUAUUUUAAUAGUUGAUUUUUUUUUACUAAGAUGCAUAGUGAUUAUGGCCCAGUUGGGAAAUUGUUUCGUUAUCAAAAAAGGUGAAAAUCUAACAAGAUACUACCGUUUUGUUAAUAUCGUUUCAAUAUAGGCUUAUACAUAUUAAUCACUUUUCAGAUCGUAGAUAUACAAUCUUAUUUUAUACGAUGUUUUCUACUUUUGUACCAGCCCAUUAAAGGUAGCUUUUAAAGUUUGUUUUUUAACUGUAUAGUUUAUUUUUAUCUUCUUCAUUCCAUAUAGAUUCAAUAAAUAAAUAAAAUGUA
Mya arenaria is the source of this 3543-nucleotide messenger RNA. RefSeq names its product rhomboid-related protein 2-like. Bases 392 to 1576 code for a protein of 394 amino acids. NCBI's taxonomy places the organism in Eukaryota, Metazoa, Mollusca, Bivalvia, Myida, Myidae. Gene Ontology annotation, cellular component: membrane. Gene Ontology annotation, molecular function: calcium ion binding; serine-type endopeptidase activity. The record is from RefSeq and is a predicted model, not a curated record. The transcript is spliced from 10 exons.